This is a messenger RNA of Kluyveromyces lactis, 4473 nucleotides long. It is a transcript of the gene TCB3, whose product is annotated as Tcb3p. The record is from RefSeq and is a predicted model, not a curated record. Bases 1 to 4473 code for a protein of 1490 amino acids. Gene Ontology annotation, molecular function: lipid binding. The transcript has a single exon. Lineage: Eukaryota; Fungi; Ascomycota; Saccharomycetes; Saccharomycetales; Saccharomycetaceae.
AUGCUUCAAGAAGAACCGAGAACCGGCAGGCCAAUUCCUGUUGGUGCCGAGACUCCUGGUGAUCCUGUUACAGCGGAUAACAAUCCUCUCUUACAGGCCAGGACUUCGGAAAGUGUUAGUUCUGGGAAGAAAAGCAAAGAGACCAGAGAUGAAGAUGAGCAAGAAAAGCUUCCCGACGUGAUUCCUGUUAGUGCUGCUCAGAAUGUUGUGAAAAUGUCUCCACCAAACAAGGAGGGUGCCAUUGACAAUAUUCCGUUAGAGGUGCUUGAUCCGAAGAGGUUCAAAAGAGCCCCUCCAAGGGAAAGUAAUAUGGUGGACACUUCAAUUGAUACGGCAACGUAUCGGGCAGAUCAACAGAAGAUUGAGAGCCUCACUAAGAGUAUUGAAGAGGAGAAACCUGAAUAUUUGUUCCCCUGGUUCUCUGUUGGAGGAUUUAAUGUAGUCAAGAAUCCUGCUACUCAGAUGAAAUCCUCUCGUGUUGUGAAGUCGUAUGUUGUGGAAAACUACUACAACGAUUGGUAUAGUAACACUGCUGGUGUUGUCGGUACUUGCUUCUUCUCUUGGUUACUUUCUUACUUGAACUUUUCAUGGUGGUCCUUGGGAUUUGUGUUCUUUUGCACUGCAUCCGUGUAUAGAGCAGAGUUCCGUCGAUUCAAUAGAAACAUUAGAGACGAUAUGAAAAGAAUCACCGUCGAAGAGACCUUGAGCGACCGUACCGAAAGUUCAGUAUGGCUGAACUCCUUCCUAUCCAAGUUCUGGACAAUUUAUAUGCCAGUUUUGUCCCAACAAGUUAAGGAUGCAGUUAAUCCACAGUUAGCUGGUGUCGCUCCUGGGUACGGUAUUGACGCGUUGUCCUUGAAUGAAUUCACUCUUGGUACCAAGGCUCCAACCAUUGAUGCCAUUAAAUCGUACACCAAGAAAGGAGAUGGUGUCGUGGAAAUGGAUUGGACUGUAUCUUUCACUCCAAAUGAUGAAUCAAACAUGACUCCAAAGGAAGCCAAGAACAAAAUCAACCCAAAGAUUGCCUUGGGUGUUACUAUUGGUAAAGGGUUCGUUUCAAAAUCGUUACCGGUGUUGAUGGAAGACAUUAAUGUGGCUGGUACUGCCCACAUUACACUGAAAUUUGGUGAUGUUUUUCCUAAUAUCAAGACUGUUUCUGUCUCCAUGUUAGAGCCACCACUAAUCGAUUUCGCUUUGAAGCCAAUUGGUGGUGAUACUUUAGGGUUGGAUAUCAUGUCGUUCUUGCCGGGUUUGAAGACAUUUGUUAAGACUAUGAUUAACUCAAAUGUUGGACCUAUGUUGUAUGCUCCAAACCAAUUAGAUAUUGAUGUUGAAGAAAUUAUGGCUGCCCAAUCACAGGAUGCCAUUGGCGUCGUAGCUGUCACCAUUGACUCUGCUUCUGAUUUGAAAACUAGCGAUAUCUUGUCUACUUCUGUUGAUCCCUACAUUAAAUUCACAACAGAGAAGGGUAUCAUUGGCAAUGAGAAUGAUCUUCGCACCACAGUUAAAUCAGAUACGAGGAAUCCUCGCUGGAAUGAGACUAAAUACUUGUUAGUGAAUUCAUUGGAUCAAAAGCUAAACCUAACUUGUUACGAUUUUAAUGAUGUCAGAAAAGACGCACUUAUUGGCUCAUUCGACAUUGACCUUUCAGAGUUAUACCAAAAGCCUGCUCAGGAACACUUAUCUAAGGAUUUGGUGGCCAGAGGGAAAUCAAAGGGUGUUUUGAACUACAGUAUAGACUGGUUCCCUGUCAUGGAAAAAGAAGGUACGAAGUCGGCUGAAGAAUCUUCUGAAAAGGCUGAUGCAAGCGAUGAUGAGGAUUCUGAAGGAAGUGAGGAUACGGAGACUUCUGAGAACGAUUCUGAUGUCGGAAUCAUGAAAUUUACUUUACACAAGGUCAAGUAUUUGAACAAAUCUGCUGCCCUCACAGGAUUUUUGUCUCCCUGCGCAGAAUUGUUUAUCGACGGUAAGAAGGUAAAGUCGUAUAGGACCUUGAGACGUAUUAAUGAACCAUCCUGGGAAGAAACGAUCGAAAUUUUGAUUCCAUCAAAAUCAAAGUCCGAACUUUCUCUAAAACUUUAUGAUGAUCAAAUGCACGGCAAGCGCCAAUUGGCCGAAUACACAGCUUCAAUGGAAGAUGUUAUAGAACUAUUUGAACAAGGACAAACUUUUGUACAGGCCUCUCCGCAAGGUGAGAUCUACAUUACCUCAAGCUGGAAACCAGUUGCCAUGGCAGGUGCUUUCAAGGUUCACAAUACCGUACGUGAACCAUUGGCGGCCUUGAGAGUUCAUUUGAAAGAUGCUACUAUCAGUAGCGACGAUUUUUCUGGUGUCGGUGAUAUCGAUCCUUACGUUAAAGUAAUGGUGAAUAAACAUUUGAUCUACAGAACAAGCUACUUUUCGGAGACCAAGAAUCCUGUUUUCAAUAAUGUUAUUUAUAUUCCAAUCACCUCAGAGAAUCAAAAUGUAUCAUUGCAUAUGUAUGAUUAUCAAAAGGUUGGUAAGGACAGGUUGGUAGGUAUCUACCAAAUCUCCUCUUCUAAGUUGAUAAGAAAGGAUAGUGACACAGGCAGGUACAUUCCGAAAUUUACUGAUGAGAAAUCUUUGAAAUGUAUCUUAGUUAAUAACAAAGGUAAAACAAUGAAGAGUUUUAUGAACCUCAGCUGUUCUGUUGUUCCUGCAAUUCCUGUUUACUAUCCUCAUGAGCUUCCAGCCGUUGAUCAGUUAGCGGAAAGAGUUGAAAAGAAGAAACAAGAAUUUGAAGAAGAGCAAAUUGAAUUGAAGAAGGAAAUGGAUAAAAACCCUAAGGAAUAUGAAGUGGUUGAAGCCGAAGAUAAAUUCGAAAAGGACAUCAAAAAGCUAAACAGGAAGGAGAGAAUGAAUAUUGAUCAAUUAAUGGAACAUAACUCUGGUAUUUGUUCAUUCCAACUUGUUGAGUCAUCUCUUUCACCAUCUUCUGUCUACUUGCAAUUACUGUAUGACGAUAUUGCUUUCCCUGUAUCCAUUUCACAAAAAUCUAACGCAGGUAAAAUCCCCCCUGAAUCUGGAAACUUCUUUGUUCGUGAUUUGAAGCACAGCACUAUGACCUUCCGUAUUACGAAGAAACCAAUCGUUAAGAAUGUUGAUGAUGUCGUCACUGAAACCACUGUUUCAACCUCAUCAGUAUUAAAGGAAGCUAUUGAGGACCCAACCACCAUUAGUUUCAAAAAUGGAGCCCAAGUCAAAAUCAGACUUUUAUUCAAUCCAACUGCUAUUGAAUUGCCAUUAUCAGAAACUGUACUCGAUACUGGUAUUUUGGAUACCACGUUCAUCUCUGCUGAUGAUGUACCAAGUCAUGACAGAAAUGGCAAAUCAGAUCCUAUGAUUAUCGUGAGAAUUGAUGGGGAAAAGAUCUUCCAAUCGGCUGUAGUUAAGAAAACAUUGAAUCCUGUUUGGAACGAAAAGGUUAAACUCCCAGUCCCAUCGAGGUCCAGGAACAAGAUUGCUGUCCAAGUCUAUGACUGGGACAGGGCAGGCUCUAAUGAUUUAUUGGCUGAGACGGAGUGGGAUGUACGCGAUAUGACCCCAAAGAAGGAAGAAUCUUUCACCUUGAAAUUAAGCCCACAAGGAACUGUCAAAUUCAAGUCUACUUUCAUUCCAAAUUACAACAGACCACCUGUUGAUGUCAGUGAAGGUGGGUUAGCUGGUGCAUCCCUAAAGGCUGUUGGAAAUGUCGCCAACUUUGGUGUUGAUACCGUGAGUGGUGUCGCCCAAGUCGGUGCCGGGGUAACUGGUGCUGGUGUUGGCGCUAUGACAGGGGGGUUAUCUAAGGGUAGCCGUCUAUUAAAAGGAUUUGGUGGUAAGAGAUCUAAAAAUGGCGGAGAAAGCAGGGACUCUAAUGACGGAAAAACGUCCAGCUCAUCUUCCGUGUCGAAUUUUGGAUUCGACCCAUCUGUUCCCAACACUUCGUACGCUUCUGUUCGAGCUCAAACGGCACCUACGGUAUCUGCGAAGGGGGAUUCCAGUAUCCAAGAUCCACAUGGUGCAAUUCAUAAGAGGAGUUUGUCUGCUGCUAGUAAUUUCUCGCGUAGUACAAUUCCUGGUUCACACAAGGGUAAAGCAACCAUUAUUGGCGCUGAAAACUUAGGCAAAGCUGUCCAAGUAAGAGUCUCAUUGGCACAAGGUGGGAGAAUUAGACAUCUACAUAGAACUCAUGAACGUAAGGCUGAUGAAAAUGGAGUUUGCCAAUUCAACGAAGUUGUCGAUUUCAAGGCUACUGGUGACUCAAGUAUUGUUCUUGGAGCAGUUGCUCAUCACAAGUUUAGCAAAGAUACUGAACUAGGUGUGUCACAAAUCAACUUGAGUGACCCUCAAUUGCAACAAGAGGGACAAGUUGCCUUGAGACUAGGCAGUGGUCAUGUUAUAUUUAAGAUUGAGUAUCCGUUAGACGGUGAAAUUCCGCCAACUCCAGAAAUCCCAAACAAGUAUAAAUGA